This is a messenger RNA of Mandrillus leucophaeus (drill), 3810 nucleotides long. RefSeq names its product calcium homeostasis endoplasmic reticulum protein (gene CHERP). Gene Ontology annotation, molecular function: RNA binding. The transcript is spliced from 17 exons. The record is from RefSeq and is a predicted model, not a curated record. The coding region runs from base 137 to 2539 and encodes 800 amino acids. Gene Ontology annotation, biological process: RNA processing; intracellular calcium ion homeostasis. Gene Ontology annotation, cellular component: perinuclear region of cytoplasm. Lineage: Eukaryota; Metazoa; Chordata; Mammalia; Primates; Cercopithecidae.
GGCCGUAAGUGGCGGGCGGAAGCGGCCCUAGAAGCCCGCCGUAAACGGCUCCCUUGCGCCACUUCCGGCCGGCUUCUGCAGACGGCGCUGGUGGUCGAUCGUGUGGCGCCGGAGGACGUUCCCCGCGGCCGGAGCCAUGGAGAUGCCGCUGCCCCCAGAUGACCAGGAGCUUCGAAAUGUCAUCGACAAGCUCGCCCAGUUCGUGGCUCGCAAUGGGCCCGAGUUUGAGAAGAUGACUAUGGAGAAGCAGAAAGACAACCCCAAAUUCUCGUUUCUGUUCGGAGGCGAAUUCUACAGUUACUACAAGUGCAAGCUGGCGCUGGAGCAGCAGCAGCUCAUCUGCAAGCAGCAGACCCCAGAGCUGGAGCCAGCUGCCGCCAUGCCGCCCCUGCCACAGCCCCCGCUGGCCCCCGCCGCGCCCAUCCCGCCGGCCCAGGGCGCACCGUCCAUGGACGAGCUCAUCCAGCAGAGCCAGUGGAACCUCCAGCAGCAGGAGCAGCACUUGCUGGCGCUCAGACAGGAGCAAGUGACAGCAGCUGUGGCCCACGCGGUGGAACAGCAGAUGCAGAAGCUUCUAGAGGAGACCCAACUAGACAUGAACGAGUUUGACAACCUGCUACAGCCCAUCAUCGACACGUGCACCAAGGACGCCAUCUCGGCCGGGAAGAACUGGAUGUUCAGCAAUGCCAAGUCCCCGCCGCACUGUGAGCUGAUGGCCGGCCACCUCCGGAACCGCAUCACGGCUGACGGGGCGCACUUUGAGCUGCGGCUGCACCUCAUCUACCUGAUCAACGACGUGCUGCACCACUGCCAGCGCAAGCAGGCCCGGGAGCUGCUGGCCGCCCUGCAGAAAGUCGUGGUGCCCAUCUACUGCACCAGCUUCCUGGCCGUGGAGGAAGAUAAACAGCAGAAGAUCGCCCGGCUCCUGCAGCUCUGGGAGAAAAACGGCUACUUUGAUGACUCCAUCAUUCAGCAGCUACAGAGCCCGGCCCUGGGGCUUGGUCAGUACCAGGCCACCCUCAUCAACGAGUACUCCUCGGUGGUCCAGCCAGUGCAGCUGGCCUUCCAGCAGCAGAUCCAGACCCUCAAGACGCAGCACGAGGAGUUCGUCACCAGCCUGGCCCAGCAGCAGCAGCAGCAACAGCAGCAGCAGCAGCAGCUCCAGAUGCCGCAGAUGGAGGCUGAAGUCAAGGCCACGCCUCCACCGCCUGCCCCGCCCCCGGCCCCAGCACCUGCCCCUGCCAUCCCGCCCACCACCCAGCCCGAUGACAGCAAGCCUCCCAUCCAGAUGCCCGGCUCUUCAGAGUACGAAGCCCCAGGAGGGGUCCAGGAUCCCGCAGCCGCCGGCCCCCGGGGCCCUGGGCCGCACGACCAGAUCCCACCGAAUAAGCCCCCUUGGUUUGACCAGCCUCACCCCGUGGCUCCUUGGGGCCAGCAGCAGAGCACUGAGGCACAGCCCCUGGCCUUCCCAGACGCGACUUCCCCCUUGACCAUGGGGCUUGGUUGGCUUUGCGGCGUGACCUUUCCAGAAAUGGGCCCCCCUCACCACCACCCUGGCCAUCGCAUGCCUCAUCCUGGUAUCAACGAGCACCCGCCCUGGGCUGGACCCCAGCACCCCGACUUCGGCCCUCCCCCCCACGGCUUCAACGGGCAGCCCCCACACAUGCGGCGACAGGGCCCGCCCCACAUCAACCACGAUGACCCCAGCCUGGUCCCCAACGUGCCCUAUUUCGAUCUCCCUGCCGGGCUGAUGGCCCCCCUCGUGAAGCUGGAAGAUCACGAGUACAAGCCUUUGGACCCUAAAGACAUCCGCCUUCCACCCCCCAUGCCGCCCAGCGAGAGGCUGCUGGCUGCGGUGGAGGCCUUCUACAGCCCCCCAUCCCACGACAGACCCAGGAACAGUGAAGGCUGGGAGCAGAACGGCCUCUAUGAGUUCUUCCGAGCAAAAAUGCGGGCCCGGCGGAGGAAAGGCCAGGAGAAGAGGAACAGUGGACCCUCGAGGUCUCGGAGCAGAUCCAAGAGUCGAGGGCGUUCUUCCUCCCGCUCCAACUCAAGAUCCUCCAAGUCUUCAGGCUCCUACUCAAGGUCAAGGUCGCGCUCCUGCUCCCGCUCCUACUCCCGCUCCAGAUCCAGAAGUCGGAGCAGGUCACGCUCCUCCAGAAGCCGCUCCCGGUCCCAGUCACGGUCCCGGUCCAAGUCGUACUCCCCAGGAAGAAGACGCCGGUCACGGUCCAGGAGCCCCACCCCGCCUUCCUCUGCUGGUCUGGGUUCUAAUUCGGCACCUCCCAUCCCUGACUCAAGACUCGGAGAAGAGAACAAAGGCCAUCAGAUGCUGGUGAAGAUGGGCUGGAGUGGCUCUGGCGGCCUCGGCGCGAAGGAGCAAGGGAUCCAGGACCCCAUCAAGGGCGGGGACGUCCGGGAUAAGUGGGACCAGUAUAAAGGCGUGGGCGUGGCCCUGGACGACCCCUACGAGAACUACCGCAGGAACAAGAGCUACUCCUUCAUUGCCCGCAUGAAGGCCAGGGACGAGUGUAAGUAGGCGCCCAUGCCGGGAAGCGCCGUGCCGGUGGCCAGCGGUGCCGGCCGUGGGACCUUCCUGGCUGACUGGCAGUGGAAGAUCACAGUGACAGUUCAGUUCUCACACCGUCUCCACUUGUGGAGAGCCACAGGAAGAGAAGGAAGACCAGCGCAUGCCCAAUGGGAACACCAUGCUCCAUGGCGUGGAGGGCACGGGCGCCACCCACAGACCGCACCAGGAGGCGCUACAGCCACCAGGGCCCCAGGCUUGUUUCCCUGUACAGUGAAGCAAGAAACACAAGACCCUCCGCCCCGAGUAAGAAUUCUUCACCCAUGAAGGGAUGGAUGUGCAUCUGCCCUACGUCAGAUUGAAGCCUCCUCUUAGGCUCCAGCAGGAGCAUGUGCGGGAGGGGUCGGCCUGGGCUGGGCCAGAGCCGGCGCCCCAGCUCUGUCCUCCAGCUCCCACCGCCCACCAACCCUGACCCGGUUUCCCCUCGGCUGUGUAGGGACAAAGCUGAGGCCCAGUGCCAUGACUGCCCGCAGAUUGAAAAACAGAAACACGUUUUUGACUUGACUUGCAAAGUGAAGCAGGUUUUCAUUUUUACUCCCCUCGGUUUAGUUUUAAAAAGAAUAUUGACCUGAGAGGGGGCCCAGUGAGAUUCUGAAACCCAAUUCUUCGAAGGCGUACUGGCCCUUAGUUCAGUUAUUUUAGUUGUUUAAGUUGAUAUUUUUUUUUCUGGAAUGUAGCCAUUUGCUGUUAUCUGGGAAACAAGAUUCUAACAGGAAACCAGCCUAAGACACUUCAGGUCGAGCGCUCCCUUGGAGUCCGUGCCCGUCGCAUCCCCUGCUUGAGUUUCGCACUUGGAAGAACCCUGCACCGGCUGGCGUGUGCUAUGGCCCCGUCCCAUCCAGAGCGUGGAGCCCGACCCCAGCCAGCACCUGCCGCUCCGGCAUUUCAUUUCACACCCCUGAAAGGAGGGAAGGCCAGGAGGGAGCCGCCCCUGUGGAAGCUGGUGGGCAACUGCUGGGAAUCGGCCACACGUGGUGUCCGUGGGCAGCCUGGCGCAAUGCCAUUCAUUUGUACAAAAACAUUUUUGAAAAAUUUUCAAUAAGAUGCGAAAUCCUCCAACUUUUCAACCCAACGUGAUGAAUAUUUGAUUUUGUUCUAGAUUUCCUGUAGCUGUGAAUUGUUAAAAUGUAUGAUUCAGGAUAAGACGUAAACACGUGCUGUUAGUAAUUUCUUGUGGAUUUCAUUGUUUUGCCUUCAAAUAAAGCCUUUUUUUAAAGACCUUU